Messenger RNA from Didymodactylos carnosus, 999 nucleotides. Lineage: Eukaryota; Metazoa; Rotifera; Eurotatoria; Philodinida; Philodinidae. The record is from the annotation of a GenBank genome assembly.
AUGAAUAGGCGUAUGUGUCGUUAUCCUGUUAGUAUAUUUAUGGUCUCUCUAUCGUUAGUAAACAUCAUCAUACUGGGUGGUCCAGUUAUGAUGCAAUGGUUAAACCAUCGAUUAUUAAUUGGAUUUGUGGUAACGGGUAGCCGUUUUGUAUGUGGUCUACAUGUUUACAUCGAUAUUGUUGGCUCAUCUAUUAAUUCAUGGUUGAUAUUAUUUAUAGCAAUUGAACGUUAUCUAUCAAUAGCAAAACCCUUGUUAAUACGCAAACGAUUUAAGCGUGAACAUGCUUAUAUCAUUAUUUUCAUAAUUGUGUUUCUAGCUGCACUUGUACCCAUCAGUCUUCUUAUGAUUGGCUAUCAUAUACCAAAAUGUUUACUAGUCUAUUCUCGAACGUAUCAAAUAAUUGGCUCGAUUGAAAUAUGUAUUGUUUAUGUAAUACCAUCAAUGUUAAUUUUUAUGCUUAGUUUAAUUAGUAUACGUAAAUUACGUUAUCGUUUAAAAAAUAAUUUAGGGAGACGAAUUCAUAUAAGUGUUCUAUUAAUUAUAGUAUCUUUAUCAUUUACUGCCCUUACGCUGCCAUUUCAAAUUCAUUGGUAUAUCUCUAUUGUACAAUCAUUCAUACCAACAAAUUUUCGUUUAAAUCUUUUCAAUAUCUCAUUUCGAUAUUUAACAUUAACGAUACGAAAUAUGAAUUAUACGUUUAAUUUUUUUCUAUAUUCAAUUGUUUUUCUAAAAGACACGUUUGUUAUAUUACAUUGCGAACAUUUUCAAUCAAAAUUAACAUUCAUAGGAAGAAAAAAAAAGGACAACAGAGGUGAUCAUCACGGCGUUACUGUUUCAUUGAGAGACAUACGCACGAAUGAUUUUUAUGCAUUGUGUAGUGGCAAAGAUGCAAAUGACAGUAAUAAUACUCAUUGUGCACAUUAUUAUCAAUGGAAUUCUGGUAGUGGACAUACAAAACAAAUGAAAAAAAAUUGUAGACUUCAAGUAAUUAAAAAUUAG